GACUUUACCACUUCGUACAUCCAAAUGGAUAGCAGCAUAAUAUCGUCCCUGACCCGUGACGACUUCCUCUUCCGCUGAGAACCUCUGGAAAAAACAUUAUUGCCUUCACUUUUAACUUUGAUUAAACACUUUAACUGUACACUUCAGUCAUUUAAUUUAACAUCAACUAUUAUCUACUGGAGACACGGUCUCGUUGGAAGGACUCGUUCUGUUUUCAGCGGAUAGCCACCUUCACUGCGUUAGCAUCGUUAGCCUAGCAGCUAGCCGCCGCCGGUCUAGUCCUCAGUUUGAAUCCACCCGCCUGGAGGAGACACACAUCCCCCGGAGGAGACACGCCGCCUGGAGGAGACUCACGUUCCUGUCCUUAGAGAGAUGGACCUACAAGGGGGUUCUGAGCCCAUGUCCCUGGGCUCCCCCACGUCCCCCAAGGCCGGGCCUGGAGCCCAGUUCCUGCCUGGUUUCCUCAUGGGUGACCUGCCGGCUCCAGCCAGCCCCCAGCCUCGGUCCUUCAGUCUGUCUGCUCCAGGGUUGGAGCCCAGGACUCCGCUCCACUCCGCAGGCUCCACCCCUCAGCCCAUCCUUCACACUCCAAAGGACAAGAGUGGAGCACCGCCGGCCCGCAGUAUCUAUGACGACCUGACCGCCUCUGGGGCCACACCCAUCAACCUCUACAGACAGCCCUUUACAGGUUUCCAGUCCCCUAUGUCUGGACAUCAAGCUCCUGGCUCAGGGGUGUUAUCUCCAGCUCAGGUGGAUCCCUUCUACAGCCAGGGGGAGGCGCUGUCCUCUGAAGACCAGCUGGACCAGACGUGGGUCACUGUAUUCGGGUUUCCUCCUGCUUCUGCCUCCUACAUCCUGCUGCAGUUCUCCCAGUACGGCAACAUCCUUCACCACACGAUGUCUUCUCCGGGGAACUGGAUGCACCUCCAGUACCAGUCCAAGCUGCAGGCCAGGAAGGCACUGUCUAAGGAUGGCAAGGUGUUCGGAGACUGCAUAAUGGUGGGGGUUAAACCCUGCAUAGACAAGAGCGUGAUGGAGGGUUUGGACCGGGCCUCCACCACCAGCUCUGUGUGUACUCCCCAUCAGCUCCCCUCCACCCCUCUCCACCUCUCAUCCUCUCACAACCAUUCCGCCCUCCUCCCCUCCACUCCACGCUCCUCCAUGAGGCCGCUGAGUGCUGCCUACAAGGCUUCUAGUAGUGACUACCAGGUUGUGGCCGACAAACUGACACCCAGGAAAGAUGAUACCUUUGUGUCUAAAGCUAUGGAGUACAUGUUUGGCUGGUAGCUGUGUGUGUCCUUUUUUAAUCUGAUAUGGUUGCAAUAAAAUUGAGAAUUUGUUUGUUA
Gadus morhua (Atlantic cod) is the source of this 1346-nucleotide messenger RNA. RefSeq names its product nucleoporin 35 (gene nup35). The record is from RefSeq and is a predicted model, not a curated record. The transcript is spliced from 9 exons. Gene Ontology annotation, biological process: NLS-bearing protein import into nucleus; nuclear pore organization. Gene Ontology annotation, cellular component: nuclear pore nuclear basket; nuclear pore central transport channel; nuclear membrane. Bases 373 to 1287 code for a protein of 304 amino acids. Gene Ontology annotation, molecular function: phospholipid binding; nucleic acid binding; structural constituent of nuclear pore. Lineage: Eukaryota; Metazoa; Chordata; Actinopteri; Gadiformes; Gadidae.